Messenger RNA from Ziziphus jujuba (common jujube), 2791 nucleotides. RefSeq names its product NADPH--cytochrome P450 reductase 1. Gene Ontology annotation, cellular component: cytosol. The coding region runs from base 266 to 2398 and encodes 710 amino acids. The record is from RefSeq and is a predicted model, not a curated record. NCBI's taxonomy places the organism in Eukaryota, Viridiplantae, Streptophyta, Magnoliopsida, Rosales, Rhamnaceae. Gene Ontology annotation, molecular function: flavin adenine dinucleotide binding; FMN binding; NADPH-hemoprotein reductase activity. The transcript is spliced from 18 exons.
UCUCUGCGUAUAUAAACCCCUUCUCCUUCCUCGUCUACCCUUCAGUCUCUCUUUCUUUCUCUCUCUCCAACCACCACACCCGCUUUUUGGCCCCGAGAGACACCCACAACACAAACUUCCUCCCCUACCCUUCGCCGGAUUCCGAACUCAUUGCCGGUUUUCCGAUCUUGUUGCCGACUUGGAAAGCACUAGAAUUUUUGCAAAAGUUGUGGUUAAUUUAUUUAUUUAUUUAUUCAUAUUUAUAUAUUUUUGGUAAGGAACCACCAUGCAAUCCGAGUCGUCGAGCACAAUGAAGGUUUCGCCUCUGGAUCUGUUAGCGGCGAUUAUAAGGGGAAAAGUCGACCCGUCGAACGUCUCGUCGGAAUCGGCCGGCGCUGAGGUCGCGUCGAUUAUAUUGGAGAACCGUGAGUUCGUUACGAUCUUGACGACUUCUAUUGCGGUUUUGAUCGGGUGUGUGGUUGCGUUGCUGUGGCGGCGAUCGAGUAGUCAGAAGCCUAAGGUAGCUGAGCCUCCUAAGCCGUUGAUCGUACAGGUACCUGAGGUUGAGGUCGAUGAUGGAAAAAAGAAGGUCACCGUUUUCUUCGGUACGCAGACUGGUACAGCUGAAGGUUUCGCUAAGGCGUUCGCUGAGGAAGCUAAAGCUCGGUAUGAGAAAGCCACGUUUAAAGUUAUUGAUUUGGAUGAUUAUGCUGGCGAUGACGAAGAAUACGAGGAGAAAUUUAAGAAAGAGAGUUUGGCAAUCUUUUUCUUGGCCACAUAUGGUGAUGGUGAGCCAACAGACAAUGCCGCAAGGUUUUACAAAUGGUUCGCAGAGGGUAAAGAGAGAGGGGAAUGGCUUCAGAAUCUGCAGUACGCAGUGUUUGGUCUUGGAAACAGGCAGUAUGAGCAUUUCAACAAGGUUGCCAAGGUAGUGGAUGACAUCCUUACUGAGCAGGGUGCUAAGCGUCUUGUUCCAGUGGGUCUUGGUGAUGAUGAUCAAUGCAUAGAGGAUGACUUCACCGCAUGGCGAGAAUUGGUAUGGCCUGAGUUCGAUCAGUUGCUUCGAGAUGAGGAUGGUACUACAACUGUUUCUACCCCUUACACUGCUGCUGUAUUAGAAUAUAGGGUUGUGUUCCACGAUCCUAUUGAUGCAUCACAAGAGAAUAAGAGCUGGAGUAAUGCAAAUGGUCAUGCUGUCUAUGAUGCUCAGCAUCCAUGCCGGGCUAACGUAGCUGUUAGAAAGGAGCUUCACACUCCUGCAUCUGAUCGUUCUUGUACCCAUCUUGAAUUCGACAUUUCGGGCACUGGUCUUUCAUAUGAGACAGGGGAUCAUGUUGGUGUUUACUGUGAGAAUCUUAGUGAAACUGUGGAAGAGGCACUGAAUUUAUUGGGUUUGUCACCUGACACAUUCUUUUCCAUCCAUACUGAUAACGAGGAUGGCACACCACUUGGUGGUAGUUCUUUGCCGCCACCUUUUGCGCCCUGCACUUUAAGAACUGCUCUGUUUCGAUAUGCAGAUCUCUUAAAUUCUCCCAAAAAGUCCGCCUUAGUUGCUUUAGCAGCUCAUGCUUCUGAUCCAACUGAAGCUGAUCGCUUAAGAUAUCUUGCAUCACCUGCUGGGAAGGAAGAAUAUUCUCAAUGGGUAGUUGCUAGUCAGAGAAGUCUCCUUGAGGUCAUGGCUGCAUUCCCUUCAGCCAAGCCCCCACUUGGUGUAUUCUUUGCUGCAGUUGCGCCACGCUUGCAGCCUAGAUACUACUCAAUCUCAUCAUCCCCAAGGAUGGCUCCUUCAAGGAUUCAUGUUACUUGUGCGUUAGUUUAUGAGAAAACACCAGCUGGCAGAAUUCACAAAGGAGUGUGUUCUACAUGGAUGAAGAACUCUGUGCCUUUGGAGAAGAGCCUUGAAUGCAGUUGGGCACCUAUUUUUGUUAGGCAAUCAAGUUUCAAACUCCCUUCUGAUACUAAAGUACCCAUAAUCAUGAUUGGCCCUGGCACUGGAUUGGCUCCUUUCAGGGGUUUCCUGCAGGAAAGACAGGCUCUUAAAGAAUCUGGAUCGGAAUUGGGACCUGCCAUUUUAUUCUUUGGGUGCAGAAAUCGUAGAACGGAUUACAUUUAUGAAGAUGAGCUGAACAACUUUGUUGAGACCGGUGUAGUUUCUGAGCUGGUUGUUGCAUUCUCACGUGAAGGACCCACCAAGGAGUAUGUGCAGCAUAAAAUGGUGGAGAAGGCCUCAGAAAUCUGGAACAUGAUAUCCCAGGGAGGUUAUUUGUAUGUAUGUGGUGAUGCCAAGGGCAUGGCUAGGGAUGUCCACCGCACUCUUCAUACUAUCGUGCAGGAACAGGGAUCCCUAGACAGCUCCAAAGCGGAGAGCAUGGUGAAAAAUCUGCAAAUGACCGGCAGGUAUCUGCGUGAUGUCUGGUGAUAGCUUUACUCUCUGUAACCAUGGGGAGAACAAUGUACACCAUAUAAAAUAUUUGCCAAACACAACUUGCUGGGAUGAAAGAAAUUUGCAAGACGGCGCAAUUUAUAAUGCCCUUCCCUUUCACCCUUGAAAGUAUUGCCAUCAUCACAAUUGGUUAUGAGAUUCUUUGACUUCCGAUGCGAAGGAUUUUUUUGUUCAUGUAAUUUAUAUAUAUACAUAUAUAAUAAUAUUAUCACUUGGGGAUAGUUUAUGGAGGACUAAUUUUUCCUUGUAAGAACCAACAAGAAAGGUUCAAAUGACAAAAAUGGUGAUGUUCUUGUUUUGCUAUAUGUAAUUGUAUUACAUGGACAUUUUAUGUUGAAGUUUGGUAUGGAAAGUAAUCAUUUCCUGCUA